AUGAUAGGUGGAAAUGAAUCCUGUACUGCAGGACCGAUACCUAUGUCCUACUUAACCUGCCUGACUUACGUUCUGGGAGAAUGGACUGGUGUGGAACACAUAGAAGAUUAUCUGAGUUAUGCAGUCUACCUUUUAUGGGUGCUUUUUCCCCUUGCAGUAGUUUUUCUACUUCCGUCAGUUCUCAUCAUCCUCUUCUACACUUCCAUUCUCCUUCUUCAUAUUUAUAAAAGGAAGAAUGAACUAAAGGAAGCUUAUUCCAAUGAUUUUUGGGAUGGUGCAAAAGAAAUGUUGGCUACCCUAUGGGAUGGACAUGGAAGAAUAUGGCAUGGUUAUGAGCUUCACGGUGCUGAAAAUAUUCCUGAAGGACCAGGGCUUAUUGUGUUUUAUCAUGGAGCUACUCCUGCUGACUAUGUCUAUUUCAUGGCUAGACUUCUUAUACAAAGGAAGAGAUACUGCCACGUAGUAGCUGAUCAUUUCGUCUUUAGAUUACCAGGUAACAUCCUUUGUUAUAAACAAUCAGUUUGA
Molecule: messenger RNA, 525 nt
Organism: Tauraco erythrolophus (red-crested turaco)
Lineage: Eukaryota; Metazoa; Chordata; Aves; Musophagiformes; Musophagidae
Source: RefSeq, a predicted model, not a curated record